Marmota flaviventris (yellow-bellied marmot) is the source of this 692-nucleotide messenger RNA. RefSeq names its product CDGSH iron sulfur domain 2 (gene Cisd2). Gene Ontology annotation, biological process: regulation of autophagy; autophagy of mitochondrion. Gene Ontology annotation, cellular component: mitochondrial outer membrane; intracellular membrane-bounded organelle. Gene Ontology annotation, molecular function: 2 iron, 2 sulfur cluster binding. The record is from RefSeq and is a predicted model, not a curated record. NCBI's taxonomy places the organism in Eukaryota, Metazoa, Chordata, Mammalia, Rodentia, Sciuridae.
CAGGAUGGUACUUGAGAGCGUGGCCCGCAUCGUGAAGGUGCAGCUCCCGGCUUAUCUUAAGCGGCUCCCAGUCCCGGAGAGCAUUACCGGCUUCGCCCGGCUCACAGUUUCAGAAUGGCUUCGGUUAUUGCCUUUCCUUGGUGUACUUGCACUACUUGGCUACCUUGCAGUCCGUCCAUUCUUCCCGAAGAAAAAACAACAGAAGGAUAGCUUGAUAAAUCUUAAAAUACAAAAGGAAAACCCUAAAGUGGUGAAUGAAAUAAACAUUGAAGAUUUGUGUCUUACUAAAGCAGCUUAUUGUAGGUGUUGGCGUUCAAAGACGUUUCCUGCCUGUGAUGGUUCCCACAAUAAACAUAAUGAAUUGACAGGAGAUAAUGUGGGUCCACUCAUACUGAAGAAGAAAUAAGUGUAAUAGUAAUGAUUUAGGAUUGGUCAAUUGUGUGCUGUAAAAUCUUCCAACAACAUUUUCUCAUUCUUUGUGUAUAGAAAAUCUUUGAAAUGGUGGUUUUAAUUAUUACUACUGGCUGAAUAAUUAUUUCUGCCAAUUUAUUUUCUUGCUACACUACUGUUUAUAUUUGAUACUUAGUAUAUUCAAAGUCAUUUAUGUAGAAGUUAUUUGUCAAGCCUCAUUCUGACUUCAAAGAAUUAAUGUAUAUUUCGGCAAUAAAAUCCAUACUUCUGGUUUUAAUUAA